UUCAGCUGUAUAAUCAUUUUCAUCUCUGAUUUCGAAACCAAGAUCAACCUUCUUAAAUUUGCCCACUUCACGCUAGUAGUUUCACGCCAGUAUUCAGAUAAAGAUGCUGCUAUAAACUACCUAGAAGGUGUUAUUUCAAAGCUGCAUGAUACCAAGGAAUCACGGGUCGAAGAGCCCAUUCUGUAUGUGAAGAUGCAGAUUGCAAAUUAUCUUCUUGAGAAAGGGAGUCAAAAGGAGUGUAAGAAAUUGCUAGACGAGGGGAAAACCACUUUGGAUAGCAUGGUCGAUGUUGACCCAUCAGUGCAUUCGACCUACUAUUGGAUAUGUUCUCAGUACUACAAAGUCUGUCAGGACUAUUCUGAAUUUUACAAAAAUGCUCUUCUCUAUCUUGCAUACACAACAGUGGAGUCACUUUCAGAACCAUUCAAACAGAACUUGGCAUUUGACCUCUCACUUGCUGCUUUAUUGGGUGACAACAUAUACAACUUCGGGGAGUUGCUUGCCCAUCCAAUUAUCCAUAGCCUUGUGGGAACAGCGGUGGAGUGGAUUUAUCAUAUGUUGCAAGCCUUCAACUCUGGCAAUCUAGCCGCCUAUCAGGAACUCUGCAAAGUUCACGGCGCCGCCUUGGCUGCACAGCCUGCUUUGGCACAAAAUGAGAGCAGGCUAUUUGAGAAGAUCAAUAUCCUCUGCUUGAUGGAAAUCAUUUUCAGUCGAGCAUCUCAAGACCGUACAAUUCCGUUGAGCACAAUAGCUGAGCAAACCAGGCUAUCAGUUGAAGAUGUGGAGUAUCUGCUAAUGAAGAGCCUCUCUGCUCAUCUAAUCGAAGGCAUAAUCGAUGAGGUCGAUGGAACCGUCCACGUUUCGUGGGUGCAACCGAGGGUCCUUGGCAUCGACCAAGUGAAAUCCCUGCGUGACCGGCUGGACACCUGGGUCGGGAAGGUGCACACGACUGUGCUAUCUGUCGAAGCCGAGACGCCUGACUUGGUCUCUUCGUGAUGUUCCUGGGGUGCCCUGGUGAACGACGACGGCUGUGACCUUACGGAGUGAAAGAAAGAAUGAGGAACUUGAAAUUUGUAUUGAUUCUUAGGCUGCAGGCUCGCAAAACCUAGAAAGAUUUGUAAACGUUGAUCAGUGUCAUUUUGUUUUGGAUGUGUAACUCAACUGUACGUUCGGUCUUACUAAAAUUUGCUUCUGAUCCCCGAAGACCGAAGUGGAUUGGAAAACAGUUGUCA
Molecule: messenger RNA, 1232 nt
Organism: Lolium perenne
Lineage: Eukaryota; Viridiplantae; Streptophyta; Magnoliopsida; Poales; Poaceae
Product: 26S proteasome non-ATPase regulatory subunit 13 homolog B
Biological process (GO): ubiquitin-dependent protein catabolic process
Cellular component (GO): nucleus; proteasome regulatory particle, lid subcomplex; cytosol
Molecular function (GO): structural molecule activity
Source: RefSeq, a predicted model, not a curated record